UGUAUCUCUUUAAGAGGCUCUGAAACUACGCAGCUGCGGCUAUCUGGAGCGCUUGGCUGAGUCUCUCACACACCUCCCACAUCCUUCCCACUCUGGCUGUAAUGUAUUAGAAAAGUACUGGUGAAUUGAUAUACCUUGGGGAAACACCAAUCACAGACACAAUGAGGCAAUAGAAUGGAAACCUAAACAGCCCCUUGAAUACUGCAGUGGUGCUGCAUCAAGCGCAGACGUGCUCGUGAAUGUGACGAGGAGCGCAGGGCUUGGAAUUCUCAGGCUGAGAUACUGAAGAGCAGCCCCUGCAGUCUGUGACAGCGCCUGUCUCCAUGUCUGCCCCAGCGAGCAGGAGGACUUCCACUGGAUCCCGCAGAUUCAACCCUCUGAAGGCUCUGCAACCGAAACGCCGCUUGCAACAAAUGUUGUCUUCCCCUUCAGCGCGGCAGACUCUUCCGGUCAGUCCAGGGAUCCGGGACGCCAACUGUACCUCCUCCCUGAGCAGCAGUAGCAAUUCAGGAUCCUGCAAGGGCAGCGACGGCAGCCCCACCACCAGACGGCACAUCAAGUAUGCGUCGUGCAGCGAUAAUCAUGGGAUCAAGCCUCCCACCCCAGAGCAGUACCUGACCCCUCUGCAGCAGAAGGAGGUCUGCAUUCGGCAUCUGAGAGCCACGCUGAAAGAGACCAUGGACAAAGCGCAGGAGAGGGACUCGGAGAUCGAGGACCUGAAGACGCAGCUGUCCCGGAUGCAAGAGGACUGGAUCGAGGAGGAGUGCCACCGCGUGGAGGCGCAGAUGGCGCUCAAGGAGGCCCGCAAGGAGAUCAAGCAGCUGAAGCAGGUGAUAGACAACGUCCGGAGCAACCUCACUGAGAAGGACCAGGGCAUCCACGAGUACUUUGUGGAAAUCAACAGCCAGAACAAGAAGCUGGAGACCCUGCUGCACAGCAUGGAGCUGGCACAGAACGACUCCCCCAGAGAGGAGGGGGCAAGAGGCUUGACCCUGGAGUCCGCAGGGGGGUCCCCGGCCCGAUCCCUUACCCGCAGCUCCACCUACACCAAGCUGAGCGACCAGGCAAGUGCGGAGAAGGCCACUGACUUUCCCAGCUUUUCGGCGGAGGAGACCAUGGAUAGCGGCUUUGUCGGUGGAGAGAGCGGCAACAGCAGGACAGAGCUCCAAGAGCAGGGCUUCUUAUCUGAGGAUGUCUCCCUGCUGACCACCUACACUGCCGGCUCCAGGCUCCCCCAGAGCUCCACCUACGAGAAGCUGGCGAGCUGCCUGAGCAGCAUGGAGAUGGGCAGCAGCAGCAAUAACCACCAGCUCUUCCAGGAGAUGAAGGAGCAAGCCAUCCAGACGGACUUCAUCCAGUACAACCCCGACCUGGACACCAUCAUGGAGAAGGUGAUGAAGUCUCAGGCCUGCAGCCCCACCUCCGCUUGGAUCUCCGAAGCCAAGGACAUGGACCUAGUUCAUUUCGACCACCACUAUCCCUGUGCGGUGGACCUGGCUCCCAGUAACCCCAACGCAGUAAUCGCAGUGACUGGUAUUGAAGGGGCCAUCGCUGAGCCUACAGUGCAGCAGCCCACAAGUGCCAGGGGGCAACAGACUACCAUAGACAUCCUGGAGAUGGUGGAAGUAGUGUGUGAUGAAGGGGAGGAGGAGGGGGAGAACAGUGAAGCCUCUGCAGAAAUGAGCAUCCAGAAGAGCUACUGGAGCCGCCACUUUUUGGUGGACCUGCUGGCCGUGGCGGUGCCUGUGGUGCCCACCGUGGCCUGGCUGUGCCGUGGGCCGCGUCGGGAGGGCCAGCCGGUCUACAAUAUCAGCUCUCUGCUGCGCGGCUGCUGCACCGUGGCCCUGCACUCCAUCCGCAAGAUCAGCGGCGGCCGCCCCGUUAACGGGGGUACCCAGAUCUGAUCUGAUCACCGACGCCCACCUCCUCCAGCAUUGCACUGACACAACCGCACUCACAACAUGCAUUGUUUAGACACUGAUUGUAGCUUCUGCUGUACCAUGGAGGGGGGUGGGGGGGGCCGUCAGCUUUCACUUGGGUUUAUAAUAAAGCGAUGAGCAACAUGUGGAGGCAGAGCCUUCAGUUACAACUGAAAUCUGAAGACCUUUUAGCCUUCAGAUGUGAAAAAAGCAUAUAUAUCUCUAGGAAUCUGUUUGUGCAAAACACUUGAAUUGUGUGUAUUUACUGUUUAAUACACUAUCAUCCAGUUUCACAGACCCUGAUUAGCACUAAUCCUGGACUACCGUAAGUAGCAUGAUUAGUCCUGAUCAGAGUCAAUGAAACCAGUCAUGGAUGCAUUCUGUAUAUAGAUCUAUUUUAUGUGCAAUAUGUAAAUAUUAAAAAAAAUUAGGAGAAAAAUAAAUCCAUGUGCACACACCGCUCCCUUGAAAACCCACAAAUGUAUCUUUAUAAAAUGCAAAGCCCAUGUUCGGUCUCUGGAAAGAAUAAACCACUGGAAUGGGAUUCCAAGAAGCCUUUUUAUUUCUCUCAGGCUCUGGCUCUGCUGUUGCUCGCUGCUCACAUCUGCAAUUUUCAACCUGAAAUUAGCUUUCUCUAUUGCAGCCAGUUGAGUUUCCUCUUGCGUUUUUGGGCUUGACCUUAAUUAAAAUCAAAUGUCUAUUUAAUAAGUAAAGCCCCUAAUUUAAAAAAAUAUAUAUAUAUUAUUUUGGAAAUACCAAAUCUAGUUCUUUAAAAUAUGUUCAUUUUAUUUGCACUAUUAUUCACUUUAAGACAUUAUUACUUGAAUUUUUGAUUGCUUUGCAUGACUCAACAUUGAUGUCUCUACGUUUAGCAGGGGCAGUUAUUUUUUAUCCAUGUAAAGUAUUGGUGAAAGUAAAAAGGUUACGAGUUACUAAUUGUAAAUACUGUAGAACAGUCUGGUAAAAUAGAUGCAUAGGACACACACUGAAUAAGUGCAUUGAUUUAUUUUGUAUCAAAUUGCACAGAAUAUUUAAUCCAAGCUGUAAAUUGCCUGUCUGGAGUUGAUCUAGACUCAAAUGUAUUUUGCAGAGUUAUCCUCUCUCUAAAUAUAUACACUGCCUUUUGUCAUUUUUAUUUUCUGAAUGUGUGCAGCAUUGGCUUUGUUAAAGCUUGACAAUCUUGUGCUGUCGUUCUGUAAAUCCUGGUGAGAAUGGCCACUGUGUUCGUAGAACAUGCUAGUUCUUGUCAUGCUCAAGGUUCGCGUGCUUUAUUGUUUUCUAGUCUGCCACAAAGUUCUACCCCAUUUAAACUUAACGUAAGAUGCUCUAGAAAUAAAUAUUUUAUUAGUUUAUUGUGUUUUUGUGAUUGGUCGUUCUGAAGGGUUAAGUACAAACCUGUGCUGGGCACGGGUUAGCCAAGUGGUAGAAGGUAGUGAAGUGAGUGGCUCUGCAUGGAGAAAUGUAUUACAAACCAUUCCUUUAGGGCAGCACAGUGCUCAAAGGGAAUGGAGGUCUAGGUGGUUCUACCCUGCAGGGAUAAACCACAGCUCCAUUUGCAUUUUAACUGAGUAUUGCAUCCACCCACCUAUCUUGUGAUUUACCCCUAAAACCUAGAGGUUGGGGGUGUUUUCCCCAGUGCUGUAAAAAGCUAUACAGUAGAAUUCAGCUGUGUCUUAUCCCAGCAGAGGAUAGGUUGGUCAGAUGAACCCCUGUGCAGUUUAAUCAUGUUCAGGUCAAUGGAUUAGAAGUGUGUUUAAUACUCGCAGUAUGAGAGAUGUUCUGCCUUCUUUAUAGAAGUGACAAAGCCAUGUGUACUACUGUUCACAAAAUGUCAAGCUGCUUUGCGAAAUGUUAUUUCGGAGCCUGUGAUAUAAGUGGAAAGUUUUUAAAGAAGCUUCAGUAACCAAAGCCUUGCUCGUUACCCAGUACUGCAGUCCUUUGUCUUCUCUGAGUCUGCCCCCGUGCAAUGCCCAUGAUUUUAGGGAAGGGAAUAUUAAGCGUUCUCAAAGAAACUGGAACAUUUUGACCACCAGGUGGCACUGUGCACAAAUUAAAAUCACAUUUAAAAGUAAAAAAAUAAAUAUAUUUAAAAGAUGGAGGAUUAAGCAGUAGUAAUAUGAAUGUGCAAUACUAAUAAAAACAAAAAAUAAUUUGCAUCCUUUUUUUUUUUGACUGUAAAGCCAUAAUACGUUAGCAUGGAUUGAUGGAUGCAGUCAUCACUUGUAGAAAUGAAGUUGAAUUUAUCAGGUUUUAUUAGAUGAGGGAUGGGUGGAAAUAGCCAGACAGAGCGUUCAGGAACAGCAGGUUAUUUGAGUAUAGCACGUAGGCCGUCCCCUCUGAUUAAUGCUUUUAGUCUUAUUGAUUAUGUGCUGGAGAGGAGUUGAGGCUCCUGUUGGAAUGGAGGAUACUGGGUUCAGAAAUGAGGUUUGCGAUGAUUGGUUCAGACAUUUUUUUUUUAUUGGAUCGCUCCAGAAAAUAAGUGUACUUAAUUCAGUGAACCUCUUCCUUGUAUGAGAUUCAGGCAUCUUAAACUCAUUACAGACCAAGAAAUAUUUAAGAAGUCAAAUGGGUCGGCAGCUGCUGUCAGUUUUUGUUUUCUUAAUGUUGUAUCUCGGUUUCCAAUAUUCUUACGUGGAAUAAAAUAUAAAUAAAUAAAAAUAUUUGUGGCUAAAAUAUA
This is a messenger RNA of Acipenser ruthenus (sterlet), 4596 nucleotides long. RefSeq names its product syntaphilin-like. The transcript has 7 exons. Bases 324 to 1904 code for a protein of 526 amino acids. Lineage: Eukaryota; Metazoa; Chordata; Actinopteri; Acipenseriformes; Acipenseridae. The record is from RefSeq and is a predicted model, not a curated record. Gene Ontology annotation, biological process: neuron differentiation. Gene Ontology annotation, cellular component: mitochondrion; cytoplasmic microtubule.